Molecule: messenger RNA, 2046 nt
Organism: Striga asiatica
Lineage: Eukaryota; Viridiplantae; Streptophyta; Magnoliopsida; Lamiales; Orobanchaceae
Source: the annotation of a GenBank genome assembly
UAAAAUUUUACUUACGUAGGCAAUGAACAUGGCUUCGUCAGCCUAAAUUAGUGCCCGGUCCAAUAUCCUACAAACUUUGGGCCAUUAUCAGUUGGGCUCAAGAAGUUGUACCGAUCCGGAUCCGGGUAAAUCGUCCGACCUUCCUCUUUCAUUUCCCCUGUGUGUUCUUGCUCGAAAAUCGUUCUCCUAAACCCUAAUUUCUUCGAAUUUCCCUUUUCGGUGCAAAUUACUACACGUCGUCAAGUUUUUCGCCCCAGAUUUGUUUAGCGAACAUUUGAUUGUGACUGUAAUUCUUCGUUUUCUUCGCCUGCGGAAAAGCUUGGAUUUUGAAAUGGACGCGAAGGACAUACUAGGGUUGCCGAAAAAUGCAUUGUCUAUACAAGAGAAGAAGUCUAAGCCUCCCAAAGAAUCUCAGAGAAAACCAGAUGGCAUAUCGCGCGAGGUUUACGCUCUUACAGGUGGAUUGGCUCCUUUGAUGCCGGCCAUUGAUGUGAAUCAAUUGAAACGUAAAGCCCAAGCUGGCGAUGAGAAGAUUACUUGGCAAUGGCUUCCAUUUACGAAUUCUGCCAGGAAAGAUGACCUGCAGCUUUACCAUUGGGUUCGAGUGGUAAAUGGCAAUCCACCAACCGGUGACUAUUCAUUUGCAAAGUAUAACAAAUCUGUUGAUGUAAUCAGGUACACGGAUGAGGAGUAUGAAAAGCACUUGACUAAUCCUGCAUGGACCAAGGAAGAGACAGAUCAACUGUUUGAUUUGUGUGAAAGAUUUGAUCUCCGUUUCAUUGUUGUAGCUGAUAGAUUUCCAUCAUCAAAAACUAUUGAGGAACUUAAGGAUCGAUAUUAUAGUGUUUCUAAAGCUCUCUCUAUUGCUAGGGCUCCAUCUUCUGUAGAUGUUGCUGGGGCUCCACUUGUAAAGGAGCCUUAUAAUGCUUCUCAAGAAUCUGAAAGGAAACGGGCAUUGAACUUGUUGCUCUCGCAUACAAAGCAGCAAGAGCGCAAAGAUGUUGAGGUUCUUGCUCAUGCAAAAAGAAUAACUGAGGCUCGAAAAACUCUAAAGGCUCCUGUAGAGCCAGAGUUCCCAAUCUUAGCGGAUAGUGGACCACUUGGUGCUGAUAAGGUUGUUACUGCUGCUGGUACUGUUGCCCCUUCAUCAAAUCCUCAGAUUCCCCCCUCUAAUACAACUGUGUCAGAAACUGCUUCAGUUAUGGCUUCCCUUCGCAUGCUACGUGUGUACUUACGGACAUAUGCUCUUGAUCAAAUGGUCCAAGCUGCAAGUUCAUCAGCGGGGCUUCGAACUAUCAAACGGGUUGAGCAGACUUUGCAAGAUCUUGGGGUGAAUUUGAAACCUAAGGUUCCCACAAAGGCUGUGUGUGCGGAGCAUCUUGAACUACGAAAGGAGAUAUUAACCCUUUUGAAUCUUCAGAAACAGUUGCAAUACAAGGAGGCAGAGGGAUCAUCAUUUCGUGAUGGUUCAUAUACUGAAACUCCUGGUACACCUCCUAAGCAGUCCGUACGAGCAGCAGAGCUUGAUCGGACAUUUACGCCCGAUUCCGUUAGCAUUGGAGGGGAAAGAUUUGUGAAAAGGGAACAAAAGCGCAAGGGGCCGGGGAGAGUUUCCGAAGCCCCAUCAUCACCUGCUCAGACCAAGAGGCCCCGUAAAUACAAAGCUUCAGAUUAACUGCUACAACUGUUUCUUCUUGGUUUCAAGUUAAUUACGAGUUAGUGGAGAAAAUUUUUUCUAUGGGUUGGUCUCUUGUUCCAACCAAUCGGAAGCUGGAAAUGGGCUUUUGUGCUCAUGCGGAGUUGCUGGAUAAUUUACGCGGGGGCUCAAGCAUGGACAAUUUCUGAGGAGGUAGGAUUUAGUUUUAGGCAUUUUACUUAGAUCCUAAUUAAAAUACUUUAUGUGAGCUCUUCUGUACCUUCUGUUGAUGUAAAUACAAAAGCCAUGGUUGCAUUUGUGAUAAUUUACUUUUAUUUGCACUUAUUAAACAUGAUUUUAUACCUUUUUGGCACACCUAAGGCAAAGGAUAAAUGUACUAGUUUUUAAAA